Molecule: messenger RNA, 1704 nt
Organism: Purpureocillium lilacinum
Lineage: Eukaryota; Fungi; Ascomycota; Sordariomycetes; Hypocreales; Ophiocordycipitaceae
Source: RefSeq, a predicted model, not a curated record
AUGUCAAGCAGCCAGUCGUCGAUGCCGUCGCGCUGGCCGGAGGCGGCUCUGCCUUCAGCGCAGUCGCCCCUGGCGCGACAGAUGACCAGCUUGAGCCUCUUUCUCUGCCCUUGCCCCGGGCUUGGGUGGGAACAGCGAGAUGGCUACUCCCCGCUGGUGGAGGCAUCUACCACGGCAUAUGAUUCGAGCCAGCCAUACACAACAGAAAAGCAACCGUCGAUGAACCUGCCGUCGCAGACCAUGGAAGCAGCAUUCCCACCUCUGAGUGACGGUACAUUCGGACCCAUAGAAACAGGCGAGGUUCCAGACUCCCUACGAUGCCAGCCUCACCAUUCGGCGAAUGAGUCCCUGCUAUCGCAAAAUUACCUGCCGAAUGAAUAUGGCCCACAGAAAGCCGAAGUCGUCAGCCCCGUGGCCUACGUUCCGGACUAUCUGAGUAAUAUUGACCCCCCGCAACUGAUCGCUUGCACCAAUGACUACAUUGACCCUCUCACUCCCUCGCCCUUGCCCUUCCAAACGGUUGUCGGAUGCUGCGAGUCGGAUCCCAAGAACCCGGGAGGCGUAUGCCUGACCUGCGCCAACGUAGCAAACACAAAGGCAGGGCGGUUUCCGUGUCUGAGGUACAAGAUCACGGACAUCAAGCUUUACAAGCCGGGCCAAGUCCCCGGGUACGAGUGGACGCGUCGAUGGACGAACAGCAUCACCGAUCCCAUUCAAAAAUGGGCCUCGUCCGAUAUCAAGAUCAUUCAUGUGUCUGCUGGAUUCUCAAGGAGGGUCAUCGAGCUUCAGGCUCGCAGGUUCAUUCCUCAAGACGGCGACAAGCUUGCGAGGACUUGGGACUACCAAGGAACAAGGAGAUCUGCUGCCAUCCCGCCGUAUGCUCUCGUCGACUUGGAGGCAACCAAGUCGGCGUAUGAGCUGCACAUUCAGGACAUCAUGAACGAUAGCAUUCGGCAUGUGUUGGACCGCCCCGACGGAUUGUUGUACAAGACGUACUUUCGGGCCGUGCGACUCAUGCAAGACCCAUCCAUGGAGGAGGAAGCCACGAAGCUCAUCAAGCUGACUCUCACAUUGUGGGUGUCGAUUCGUCUUUCCACGACGUCGGGUUUCAUUGUUGGGGACGAGACGCUAGGCAUGUCCAACAACAUACUGGAUGACACGAGCCCGAGCGCGGGCAAGAUCCCGAUGCCUCCCGUCAUGGGGGCGCAGCUGGAUCUUGUGCUCAUCCACCACAUCCAGACGAAGCUCCGCAGGGACAUGCUGGAGAUCCUGCAGAAGCUGGUGCUCAAGAAUAAGCAGAAGAGCUGGUUUGUGACGUACCUGGUGACUUUCAUACUGUUGCACAACACGGCCCUCAUCACAGCACACGAUGCUGGGUAUGCUCGAAAACACGGCAUAAAGCGCCGCUUUGCACGAGAAGACAAGGUCAGAGAGUAUCACCUGGGUGCCAACAUUUUGCUCGCCCACUUCCACUACUGCAACAAGGGCAUGUACCCAUUCUCAGACGAAUGCAAGGACAAGGAUCUGCGGGCGUUGGCGGACUUGAGCGACGAAGAGAUCCAAUUCGUUCACGCCACCAAGCAGCAGGCGAAACAACACCGACGGGAGUGGGAGGACAUCAAGGACAGGAGCGAGUACGAGGAGGAUUUCUUUUUCGUCAGCCAGCUGUUUGAAGAGAAUUGGAAGCCACGACCGACGAUAUAA